AUGCCCCGAGUCUUCCUCAUAACCGGCACCUCGACCGGCUUCGGCCGCGACUACGCCCAAGAGGUCAUCAACAGAGGGGACAUCGUCGCCGCCACGGCGCGCGACCCAUCCCAACUCACCUUCAAAAACACCACAGGGGACAACUACCUACCCCUCCGCCUCGAUGUCACAGACAAAGAAUCCAUCAAAUCGGCCUUUGCCGAGACGCUGCACAAAUUCCACCGCAUCGACGUGGUGGUCAAUAACGCCGGGUACGGCCUCGCCGGCGCGUUUGAGGAGUACACGGACGCCCAGAUCCGGCAGCAAUUCGAAAUCAACUUCUUCGGUUUGCUAGAUGUCACGCGCGAGGCGCUGGAGACGUUGCGUGACAAACAGACCCCCUCGGGCGGCCUGAUCCAGCAGGUCACGAGUAUUGGUGGCCAGAGGGGCGUUCCCUUGUUCAGUGCCUACUGCGCGACAAAGUGGGCGGUCGAGGGGUUCACGGAGAGUCUGAGCCACGAGGUCAAGCCCGAGUGGGGGAUCAAAUUCACGUUGGUCGAGCCUGGUGGGUUCAGAACCGACUGGGCCGGCCGCAGUAUGACCUUCGCAACGCGCCAUCCGGCGUACGACCACCUCGACGCAGAGAAGCAAAUGACCGCCCGCCACGGCACGCAGGCGGGGGACCCUAAAAAGGGCGCAAGGGCAAUGUACGAGCUGGCCGUCAUGCCGAACCCGCCCUUGAGGGUCGUCAUCGGGAGUGAUGCGUACAAGGCCGUGAUGAACAAGAUUGAGCAGUAUGAGGAGAAUUACCGCAGGUUUGAGGCGCUGAGUAAUUCGACGGACGUGGAUGUGGAUGCGUAG
Cladophialophora yegresii CBS 114405 is the source of this 840-nucleotide messenger RNA. RefSeq lists its product as uncharacterized. The transcript has 2 exons. Bases 1 to 840 code for a protein of 279 amino acids. Gene Ontology annotation, molecular function: oxidoreductase activity. The record is from RefSeq and is a predicted model, not a curated record. NCBI's taxonomy places the organism in Eukaryota, Fungi, Ascomycota, Eurotiomycetes, Chaetothyriales, Herpotrichiellaceae.